Molecule: messenger RNA, 798 nt
Organism: Populus euphratica (Euphrates poplar)
Lineage: Eukaryota; Viridiplantae; Streptophyta; Magnoliopsida; Malpighiales; Salicaceae
Gene: MIA40
Product: Cox19-like CHCH family protein
Exons: 4
Coding region: 134-571 (145 amino acids)
Biological process (GO): protein import into mitochondrial intermembrane space
Cellular component (GO): mitochondrial intermembrane space
Molecular function (GO): protein-disulfide reductase activity
Source: RefSeq, a predicted model, not a curated record
CUCCAAUUUUCCAUGAAGCUGCUGCUGCUGCUGCUGCUGGCGUCUUCUUCAUCGUUAUAAUUAUAAUAAUACCGGUUAUUCAUUUAUAAUUUAUAGCAAGAAAAUAAAAGAAAAGUGAAAAGGAAAAUCAAAGAUGGGUCAAGCUCAAAGCGAGGUGGCACCAAGCGAUACAGCAGAUCAAAUGGAACCCCAUUUUUCUUCAUCUCCUUCGAUGGAAUCUCUUCUUGCUGAAGCUGUAGCAUAUGGAAAUGAUGAGAAUGAGUCUCUUGAAGCUAAGGCUCAGAAAGCAUUAGAAUGCCCAUGUAUAGCUGAUCUACGCAACGGCCCGUGUGGAGUUCAGUUUUCAGAAUCAUUCUUGUGUUUUCUCAAAAGUACUUCAGAGGAAAAGGGCUCGGAUUGUGUGCAUCCAUUUGUGGCUUUGCAGAAUUGCAUCAAAGCAAAGCCCAACGCUUUUUCUAAGGACAUUUUAGAAGAAGCUGAAGAGAAGAAAGAGGAGGAGCCAGCACAGGAAUACAAAAUUAUUCCUCCCAUAUGGUCUAGAGAAUCUCAGAGUCCCAAGUCCAAGCUUUAGGAGACUGAAAAUUCACUUUUUCCGAGUCCCGAGUUCUUACUCGCAGGAGUUACUAUUUUAUCUUUUAAAAAAAUCGAUCACUGAAAUUCCAUUUUUGAUGACUAUGAAUGUACUUAUGGAACCAUACAUUGUUGGCUGCUCAUCAUGAAAUCCAUCGAUGCUCAACCUCACACGACACGAGCAAGCUGAUCUUACUGUUCCUUGAAUGAAUGCCUUAAUUGUCAUGU